AUGCCCGGCAUCGAUCCACAAAUCAUCAGCCAUAAGCUAGCAAUAAACUCGGCAGUCCAACCAGUACAGCAGAAGAAAAGGAAACUCGGCGAGGAAAAGAAAAGAGCAUCACUAGAGGAAACCCAAAAGCUCAUCAACGCAGAAUUUAUCAAAGAAAUCAGAUUUACUACCUGGUUAGCCAAUGUGGUAAUGGUAAGAAAACAAAACGUUAUGCCAUUUGGAUUAAAGAACGCAGGUGCAACUUACCAACGUCUUAUGGACAAGGUCUUCGCCAAACAAAUCGGCAGAAAUAUCGAAGUCUAUGUCGAUGAUAUGGUUGCCAAAACAAAAAUUGGAAACAGUCACGUCAGCGACCUUACAGAAAUAUUCGGCCAAAUUCGGCAGUACAACAUGCGCCUCAAUCCCGAGAAAUGUGCAUUCGCCGUUCAGGGGGGUAAGUUUUUAGGUUUUCUACUAACACGCAGGGGAAUGGAGGCGAAUCCAGACAAAUGCCAAGCGGUGCUGGACAUGGCCAACCCAAAAAUAGUCAAAGAAGUUCAGCGCCUCACAGGAAGACUCGCCGCACUAUCCAGAUUUGUUCCCUGCCUAGCUUCAACGUAUGAACCCAGGGGACCGAUUAAGUCCCAAUUCUUGGCUGAUUUUAUUGCCGAGCUUACAGUACCUUCAGAAGAAGACCAUACAAAGCAAUGGACUUUGUACGUUGACGGCUCCUCAAAUAAUGGGGGCUGUGGAGCAGGAAUACGCCUGGAGUCCAAAGAUGGCUUCAUAUUGGAACAUUCUUUACAUCUAGCUUUCAAAGCCAGCAACAAUCAAUCAGAAUAUGAAGCACUAGUCGCCGGACUCCGACUUUGUCUAGAUCUCCAAAUAUCGGCGAUAAAGGAAAGGGAUUGGAGGAACAACUUCAUACAAUAUUUGCAAACAGGUAAUAUACCAGAAGGGGUGGACAAUGUCAAAAAAUUCCGAAGACAAGCAUCUUCCGUCACAAUACUCAAUGGAACAUUGUACAGACGAGGAUACAAUCGCCCAUUACUAAAGUGUCUCAACAAGCCCGAAGCAGACAUUGCACUAGCAGAGGCACAUGAGGGAAUCUGCAGAACACACACAGGCGCACGAAGUUUAGCAUCAAAAAUCCUUCGAGCUAGCUUCUUUUGGCCGACUUUAAACCAGGAUAGCAAACACAAGAUCCGAACAUGUCACAACUGCCAAAAAUAUGCACCACUAAUACACAUUUCGGCCGAGCAACUACAUCACUCUGAUAUCAGCUGGCCUUUCAACCAAUGGGGUUUAGACAUACUCGGUCCGUUUUCGACGGCACCGGGCCAGGUAAAAUUCCUCGUUGUUGGUAUCGAUUAUUUCUCAAAAUGGGUGGAAGCCCAACCUUUGGCCAGAAUGACAUCCCAACAAAUGAUUUCUUUCGUUUGGAAAAACAUUAUUUGUCGUUUUGGAAUACCUCACCAUAUCAUCACUGACAACGGCUGCCAGUUCACUGAUCAGAAAUUUCAAUUUUUUUUGCAGAAUCUCAAAAUAAAACAACAUUUCGCUUCAGUAGAACAUCCUCAAACAAAUGGAUUAGCUGAGGCGGCAAAUAAGAUCAUCCUACAUGCACUUAAGAAAAAGCUAGAUGACGCCAAAGGUCUCUGGGCCGAGCUCAUACCCGAAGUCCUCUGGGGAUAUAACACAACGCCACAAUCAUCAACAAGAGAAACACCCUUCAGGCUGGUAUACGGUUUUGAAGCCAUGAUACCCUUGGAGAUCUCCCAGAGCUCCAUCCGAACUUACCUCGGCAAUCAGGAGGAAGCUCGGAGAUCCGAGCUCGACAUCAUCGAAGAAGUAAGAGACAUCACCACAUUGAAGCAACGUGCAGCACAGCAAGCAAUAGCCCGCCAGUACAACAAAUCGGUUAAAAGCAGAUCAUUUGUGAGAGGAGACUUAGUACUUCGUAGAAUGGAAAGUUCUUGGAAACCACCCUCACAUGGAAAGCUCGCAGCAAACUGGACGGUCCAUACCGAAUAUCAGAAGUACUCGGCAAUGGAGCAUACAAACUCAAAUCAAUAG
Molecule: messenger RNA, 2055 nt
Organism: Arachis duranensis
Lineage: Eukaryota; Viridiplantae; Streptophyta; Magnoliopsida; Fabales; Fabaceae
Exons: 4
Coding region: 1-2055 (684 amino acids)
Biological process (GO): DNA integration
Molecular function (GO): nucleic acid binding
Source: RefSeq, a predicted model, not a curated record